AAAAGAAGAACGAUUCUCGUAUCCUAUACUUUGGCUAACAGCCUAGUUUGCACACUACUCGGAGCAAAACAAGCGGUCUUGUUCGCAAAUGGAACACUCAUUAAAAUCUUAUAUUCAAAAUUUGCCACACGACAUCAUCUAAAAUACAAUAAAUACCACCAAUACAUGAAUUGAUAAGAAAAUAAUUUUUUAAAUAAAUGUUUGAAACGCGAUCUUAAUUUCCCUGUUAAUCAGUUUUAUAGUUAAGAUAAAAGAUUUAAUAUAAAAUCAUUUUGUACUGUGUCGCUUCGCGAGAGGUCGUCGCUGCUUGUUGAUUUUCCGAUUUAUUUUCUAAGAAAACUGCAAUGUCUAAGCGCACAGUAUUAAACGAGAAUUACAAGGGCAUAGUGGAGUCGAUGAGUAUUCCUGCUGAAAUACACGAGAGAAACGGCAAGAAGUACGCGAGCGUGGGGUCCAUACUGCCGAUACACUGCUGCCCGCCCGAAGAGCUGGAGCGACGCGCGGAGAGCACGCACCACUACUGCGGCGUGUUCACCGACGAACUGCUGGCACCGCUCGAGGAACUGGCCUACGUUAGACUCGACGAGAAUACUGCUGAGAAGGUCUUCAUAAACAGAGCCAAGCGCAUACUGAUAGUGUCAAGCGACGGGCACCUGGCGCAGUGGCGGUGCGCGCCGACCUUCGAGUCUGCGAACCGGUACAUCGCCGGCACGCCCAUCGUCGACCAGCGCGGGGGCGUCAUCUCCGUCGUUGUGGCGAAGAAAAACAACCACUAUGCCGUCUCCUCCUUCGAGGGUGAAGGCGGAUACUUUGAGAGCACACAAAACUGGAAGGUGGUUGAACCGGCUGCAGGCGGCUAUGCGUACGGGGAGUUGACUUUCCCGAGCCGCACCGCCCUCCGCGAGCACGUGGCGGGGCUGCGCGGGGGCGCGGGAGCGUGGGGGGACGCCGUGCCCGUGCUGCGGGGGGGCACGUCGCCGCGCCUCGCGCUGGUGCUGGACGGCAGGCAGCUCGCACACUACUACCUACACAAUGUUAUUGCGGACGUAGAAUACUUGUAACACGCAAAUGUACAAAGUAGUAUUCAUAGUUGAACAACGCUUUUUGAAAAGUGUUUUUGUUGUGUCUAGGUCAUGUCCUACGGUUGCUAGUGACAUGUUAAGUUUCUCACAUUUGUACAUUCAUAAAUUCCAAACGAUUGAUCAUCCAUUUACACCCUGACGUGUGAGGCCGCGCCUGCUCCACGUUAUUGAGCCGCAAGUGUACACGACACAGCGAUGUGACGUUGACUAUACCAUAUCGUUGCUGUUAACGAUGUGCUUAGUGCGAAUGUAUUAACAUUCUCCACGGUGUGAAAGUUAACUCUACGGCAACUAAGUUUGCCAAACGUUUCAACUCCUUGCGAAUUCGAAUUAUCACAAGCACACUGGUCGACCUGGCAACACU
Messenger RNA from Bombyx mandarina (wild silkworm), 1446 nucleotides. Its product is annotated as poxin. Lineage: Eukaryota; Metazoa; Arthropoda; Insecta; Lepidoptera; Bombycidae. The record is from RefSeq and is a predicted model, not a curated record. Gene Ontology annotation, molecular function: nuclease activity.